Messenger RNA from Darwinula stevensoni, 8311 nucleotides. The record is from the annotation of a GenBank genome assembly. NCBI's taxonomy places the organism in Eukaryota, Metazoa, Arthropoda, Ostracoda, Podocopida, Darwinulidae.
GUCCUAGGUAUAACCGAUCGAGACACGGUUGCGUCUCGGUUUCGUGCUCCUGUUCCCGUCUUCAUUUGCGCCUCUGGUGAUACCGUCAUCCCCUUAAAAUAUAAAGCGAAGGAGAGUCUCGAAAAGUCUUUCGUUGGAGCUGGAGCUGGUUUCCUCAUAGUUACAGGGAUUUUUCUUUGACAAUCCCAACUCCCAAAAUCCCAGUCCCGUAGACAUCGUAUAUUCUUAUGCGUCUGUCGUCGAAAGAAUCUCAACUGCAUUCUCCGUUUCUAGUUGUCCCCUCAUUAUCUGGAGCUGAGCACGUUGAUCACGGUGUGAUGUGAUGUGAUACCGUGAUGCUUUGUACUCGUCCGCUUCCCAUCUUUCUUCUAGCCUUUGCAGGACUAGCUCUGCGGUCAGCAUCGGCGGAGGAGAAUGGAGCAAGAGACGGAAAUGGAAACUUGUGUUCAGGGAAUAAGAUGUAUUGUUCACGGACUCAAAGUUGUGUGUCGAUCGAGGACGAGUGUGUGGCACCAGCUGGCACUGGAAAUGGCAUCAUCUGCCCUCCUGGAAUGUUGUACUGCCAAGCGACAGGACGAUGCAUCCCAGCGAAUCUUGACUGCCUGGAUGAUCAGGAAGACCCCGCGACAGAAUUUCCAUGUCCCCCCGAUAAGGUGUAUUGCAUGGCUCUUGAGAGAUGCAUCCCACAUGAGAGCCCUUGUUCCGAACACGAUACAGAUACAGAACCAAGCACGUUUCUUGAUUCCUGUCCAGCUGGAGAGGUAUAUUGCGUGGAGGAAGAAAGCUGUAUCCCAGCUGAUGCCUCUUGUGGUGAGCAAAAAGGCAAAAGUAGGAUCACCACCAGCUCUUGCCCAAUUGGCACGCUACUUCGAGACCGAGAAAAACAAGGAAAAGGCCUUUUCCUGCUCGUCCGGGAAGGUGUAUUGCCAGGCGUCUGGGAAGUGCGUGGAGAUUGGGGAGGAAUGCAUGUUCAACGAGGGAGACAACAAUGUCUGCGCGCCUGGGAUGGUCUACUGCUCUGUGAGCGAGACGUGCGUGGAGCCAGAUUUUCCGUGUGAAGACAUGGAUGAAUCCGAUGGGGACACGGAUGAAUCCGAUGAAAAACUGGAUGCAUGCCCUCUGAACCAUGUGUGGAAUGCAGAAUGUGAAGCCUGCACUCCCAUGAAUUUAACAACGAGAGAUCAAUGCGACUUGGUCCAGGGAAUCUCAUUCGGCGCAGACUGUCUCGAAUCCGAUCAGUGUCCUGAUGGGGCAAUUUGCUGCCCCACCGGGUCGAAAGGCUUCACGUGCAUCGGGAAAGACGGUAAACCGACGGGGCCAUCUCAAAAUUCGACGAAUUGCGAGACAGAGUAUUUUCAGCCCACCGGCGCCGUCUGCAAUUCAAAGUCCGAUUGCCAAAAUUUGGAGUUUUGCUGCCGAGGAUUCUGCUACGUUUCCCGGGUCGUCCAUCUUCUCGGCUCCUCCCCUUCCACUUCCUCUCAUCGCCGCAGGGAAUGCUCCACACACGAACAGUACUGCAGUCUGUCGGAGAGAUGCCAGAGUGUUACAUCCACGUGUGGGGAACCCUGCAUUCCCACCACAGUUCUCUGCAAGCCCAAUGCCAUGUGUGCCCUCGAGGCUGCUUGCCCCAUGAAAGCCGAGACACCCGUAGCGAGGACCAUCGUGGCCGUGGUUCUCCCGAGCGGGGGAGCCCUCGUCAUGAAUGCUCCGGAGGUUCUCACGGCCCCAGAAGACAGUGCUGCAACUUUCAGUAUUAGCGACAGUUUCAGUGUCGCCUGGCAAGGAAUCGACAGGUCCCCCUCGAAACUCCAGAACUUCCAGACUCUCCGCCAGGAGUUACAGGGCAUGGUGAAGCAGAUAGGGAGCCUGGAAGGAAUAAAGGCAUAUCACAUCGUAGCAGCUGCCCUCGACCUGCCCCUUCGGCUCGGUCUCGUCGUGGAGUUCAAAGACAAACCCAACACGAGAUCCGAAAUCCUUGGCCAGCUCGAGGUGUUCCAUCCCGAAGACAGGAGAUGGGAAGUAAUUGGCCCGAGGGAUUCCGCAUUGGUGAAGACGAGUCAGGGAUCCUUGAUGCGAUUUAAACCCAACGGCAACUUCCAUGGAGAGGUCACGUUCCUCGUACGACCGUUCAGUCAAAUUGACGAGCUCACCUGGUUCGGAGAUUCCAAGGAGGUUCUUCUCAAGAUCGAGUCCUUGAACGAUGCACCAAAGUCGAAGCUGACCUUCAAUCCGUUGGAAUUUCCAUCGAUGCCCCUACAAGGACCCGAUCCUGGAAUGUAUGUCCGGGAUGUGGUCUCCGUCUUCUACGAAGAUCCAGACGGAGACGAUCUCGGCAUGUCCAUCCUGUACGCGGAUGUAUCCAGCCUCGGUCGAUGGCAAUAUUCCCCCGAUAACGGAAACGCUUGGAAUAACAUCGCACUGUCAGACCAUGUUCAUCCCGUGCCGGAGAAGCUCCAGAUAUCUCCAAGCUACUUGGGUCCGGUAAAGGCGGUGGACGUCAUCCGUAAUACCAUCUGUGACACGACCGCGCAAACACCAGAAGUGGAUGUAUUCUCUCAGAACCUGAAAUGUAUGAACCUUUACGGGGAUUCUGAUCGCCUGUCGGAAGCCUAUAUGUCGUUCCAACAACAAAAUGCGGGGCUUCAGGCCACAUCGGCCGUAUUUCCUCUCGGCACUGGAAACGUUGCCUUGAAAUUCAACACCACUACCGCCUUGUUGCUCGGUCCGAAGUAUAAAAUCCGAUUCAAUCCAAACCAACAAAUGGAAUGGUCACUUUCGGAAGCGAUGAGAAAGGCUCGAAUCGCCUUCACCGCGUGGGAUAUGACUGAUGGAAGGAAACCCGGAGGCACCAUCCAGAUGGAAAUCCCCGUCUGCGUCACGAAUUGCGGAAAAUCUGGGAGUCUGUCGGCCGACAUCACGGUAGCAUACGCACGGCAGCGAGAUUGCACUGGCGGGCCUUCCGUCGGAACUCCGCUGGCCGUAGACCAAUGUGGAGUCUGUGGAGGGGAUGGAACCUCGUGCCUGGACUGCAAUGGGAAGCCUUCCGGAGGUGCAAUCUGGAGGUGUGGUACGUGCGUGGGAGCGGGUGUAGGGUCGGAUGCGGAGGAAGCCUUGUUGGAUUGUGCAGGGGAAUGCAUCUUGGGUAGAAAGCCUCAAAACGAAAUCAUCCAGAAGGCAAAUCUCUCCAUCUGCAUCCCCACCUCCAUGAACCAGUCCUUCACCUUCUGCGACGGUUCCUCGAAUUCUGGCGCUUUCAUCGACAUAUGCGGAGACUGCAAGAGCCGGGGUGUCGAACCGGUGAUGGCUUGCAGCAAAAUCUGUUCUGUAAAUGGCAGUUCUCUCUGUGUUGGUUGCAACGGCGAGCCUCUCUCCGGCUGGGAAACGGAUAUGUGUGGCAAAUGUCACAGUCCAGAAAGUCCGGGCGUCAACGAUUGCGUGAGUAUUUGGGACUGGACUCCGCAUGCAUUCGACCGAGCCAUGUAUGCACUCUCCGACGUGGACCCUCAAUUGAUCCUAAUUGGAGCCGGACUCAGUCGUAACUCCUUCCUCAAGGCCGACUGCUACUUGAAACACGAAAGCGGAACGAUAGUGGACGUGAAAGGAAGCGAAGUGUACACAGGAAAGAUCUUGAUCAAGCUGAAGGCCUUCAACGACUCCUGGCCUUUAUUGGGAGGGUAUGGGAUCCAUUGCGUGUUGAAGAGAGUUGGGAAGGAAGUGGAAUUGGAUGGGAACCCGAGUCGAUGGCUGGACGUGGUGGACAGCCGAAACCUUGCGACCACGAGCAUCUCUCCUUCCUCUCCCGUCGUCGGAUCUUCUUUUGAGCUCGUGGCGAAAAGCUCGGGGCAGGUAAAGAGGGACUACGGAGGCUCCUGUUUCCUUUUCUUGGAAUCCACCGGCGAGAUAUUCUCAACUCCCAGUGUACUUGGUCCAGAUGGACAAUCAUUCAAAUGUAAUGCGACGUUUGGACGAGUCGUGAAACUCAAAGUUGGCUUUUCCUUCUUGGCUGGCAGCGAGCCAUUCCUCCUCGGCGCCUCGAUGAAAGAAGUGACAAUCAAAGACUCGAACCCGGUCGCUCCGGGAAUCACGUAUUCCGAAGACUUGAGGAAAAUCUUCAUCGUCUUCGACCGGAACGUCAAGGCUAUUUCGGGGACGAACGAAAAUUUUUGCGCCCGUCUAGUCAGCGGACAGAAUUGGUUGUCGGGUUGGAAUUGCGAGAUAGUUGGGAAUCUGUUGGAAUUGGAGGGGAACGUGAGUACGUUGACCCAGAAAGUGAGUUUGAAUUUGGGUGCGGCUGGUGGACUCCAGAGAGCCGGAUCUCUUCCCCAAUUGGCUGCCGCACUCAACAUGACUGUCACUGUCACUCCACCCACAGCAGCGAACUAUCUCAUCAUCCCCGAUAUCCAACUUUCGGGAGGAGGGAAAUUGUGUGGCUCUGGCGCCAGCAGUUUCUUCGUCAUGUCGACAUCGGGUGAAGCUGGGGGAAGUCUGGAAUUCACUUGGAACAUUUCCGUCGCCAAUCAGGAUAAAUUGGACGCUGGGACCAUUCAAACGGCUGCGACGGCGAUCCAAGGACUCAAUCUUCCCCGCCUUCCUACGUCCACUCGUCAAAUUACAUUCCAGACCGACAACUUUCCGAGUGCGAGUGGAAAUGGGAAUGCGACAGUGGUGGAAUAUCAAGUGGCAGUGACUGCCAGGAAUUGGAUCGGUCAUCAAAACACCCUGCUCAGGGGUUUCACCCUUCUACCUCAGAACAAUAUGGGAAUCUCCGCCUUCAUUCGUGGCCCUUCGAAUAUCCUUGCAGAUGGCAUUUACAAUUACGAAAUGUUGGCCUCGUCUUGCCAAGGACCUAAUGCCAGCGUGACCUUUUCGUAUUUCUGGUCCUUGGACGGGAUCGGAGAGGAGGUGCUGACGAGUACAUCGGGGAAUCGAGUUUCAUUGAAAAAAGACGUUCUCCUCCCAGGUCGGACUUACACCUUGAGAUGUUUGGCCGUCUCGGAUGAUACCUUAGGUCUUGCCACCCAAGCGAUUUUGAUGUUGAACGUGCAAAGAGGUCGGAUCCCGAUGGACUGGGCGGAAGGAAAUUCCUGGAUGGAUGUGUUGCCAGAAGCUCGAAUGGGAGCCAAGGGAUACCAGAUGCUCUUGAAGGCAUUCCCCUCCCAGUCUGAGGCAACGUGGACCUGUGGGAAGAUCACGGACCAGGCCACCCUCCCCUGUCUUGUCGGCCCUAACCUGGAAAGACUAGAGAAUCAUUGGAGGCAAGAUUUCUCCAUUCUUUCUGCUACUUCUGUCCGACUCCCAAUCGGGAUCUAUGAAUUGGGAUGGACGGGAAAAGAAGAUUCUAAUGAGGAAUAUCGAAUGAGAUGGAAAUACGUGCAAGAGGAUUCGAUACCCGAAAUCACCGUGCCGGCUCUAUUCUAUCGACUAGACAUUGGAAAUGACUUGGUGAUCCGUGCCAGCAUCAGCAGCUCUUCUUCCCUCUUUGCCUACUGGGAGGCACUUCAGAGACCCGGUUUCGGGUACUUGGACGUGUCGCUGUUGAAGCCGAAGCAGUCGUUUUUGAUGGCUUCAUCGUCUCGGGAAUUCAAUUUGGUGAUCUCAGGGAACAUGGCGAACGACUUGGCAUGGAACACCCCAUAUCUCUUCCGUUUACAUGCAAUCCGAGACGGGAAAGAGGCUUACCUCGACGUCCUCGUCGUCACGAAUGCCCCUCCCCAAUACGGCAGCUUUCGCGUGGCACCGGUGGAAGGCAAAGCUCUGGUGACCAACUUCCAGUUCACCGUGGACAAGGAUUGGCUGGAUUUUUCGUGGGACAUGCCAUUCUCCUAUCGGUUCGGAUAUGUGUGGGACUCAACGGAGCCUCCUAAGUGGUUCGGGAAUACUCCUCUUUCCGUCCCCGUGCUGGAGACGACCUUACCCGGAGAUCCGAAGAAACCGAAUUUGAUCCCCGUGAUGGAAGUAUGCGAUGCCCAUUCGGCGUGCCAGGUUACAUUCGGCUCUCCCAUCCAACUCGGGAUCCCCACCUCCCUCUCCCUGGCUCAACUCAGUGACUUGACGAACCAGAUGCAGGAAAUGAGAUCCGAAGACCCAUUCGCAGCUCUUAGCCUUGGAAGGAGCCUUCUCAAUACCCUUAGGCAAAUGAACAGUAGUCCAGAAGCCAUUCAGUCGAUGGAAGCCCUCGUCCAAGAAGGUCUUCGUUCCUCUCUUCAGGACUUUAAGCUUCGACUGAUGGGAAAUCCAAAGACUCUGGAUACUGGGAUCAAUUUCUUGGGAGAAACAUCCAGUACCGUUCGAGACAUGAAGUUUGUUGACAAUUCAACCAGGGACGAGAUAGGAAGUCUCUUGAGCGUGAUCACCGAGAAUUUGAUGGCUCCUCAGACACAGAAUCUCGUGGCAGUCGAAGGGUCGGUCGGGGAGCUCUUGACCAGUGCCAGUUCCAGACGCAAGAGGAUGGUAAAGAGAGAAGUGAGAACGUCGACUGAGAGCAGUUGGGCGAAGUACCUUCCGGACUUCGUCAUAGGAACGAACAAUCGAGAAAAGAGAGCGAGCGGGGAACUCCUGUCCUCCGGGUCGUUGGCCUCAACGGCUGAUUAUUUCACUUCCUCCAAGCCCUUCACCAUUGAAAAUGCGAAGAUAUUCCUGUCGGCAGCGGAGCUGACGAACAUGAAGCCCCAGGAUAUGAUCCUCCAGCUUCACGUUUGGAUGAGUGGAUUGUGUCAAACGCUGGUGACAGUAGGUCAGUCCGUCACUCUUUCGAGCGAAAGCUUGAAAGUGAGCCUGUCUGUAAGCAAGGAGAGCCUGGAAGGGAAAGCAGGCGAGGAAUUCACUCUCAUCCCUGCCAACGACACCUAUCUCGACUCAUCCGUCCCGGUGAUGAUGAACAGCGAUCUCGUGGACGCGUAUUCCUCGUGGGAUUGUCGUGGGGAUCAUGGGUCCUGCGACACGGUGUGCUUGGCCGGGGCUUCUUCCGAUCAGGACUACCUCGCCGCUGUCGCGAACGACCUUAACGCGAAAUACAAAGAACGAAGGAGCGACGUCUACGAGGUGCGGAUGAUCGAUGAUGCCAAUGGGAAACUGAUUGGGCAGUCCUCGUUCAAGGAUCCCCUGAAGAUCAUCUUGCCGGUGAAAGACACCAGCGUUCCACGCGACUUCCGCAUCCACUGUUUCUUCACGGAGAGGCCUGGCACGACUUGGGACAACGGGACCUGCACGUCCAGGAAUGUCAAGUUGGAUGGUGGGAACUACGUUGAAUGCUCUUGCCCCCACCUCGGAUACGUCAGGGCAGGGACAGAACUCGACAACUUCAGGGUCUGGAUCGACAACGACAGGAUCGGGAACGACUGGGUCAGGGACGACCGGAACGGGAACGACCGGGUCAGGGACGACCGGAACGGGAACGACCGGAACGGGAACGACCGGAUCGGGAACGACCGGAACGGGAACGACCGGAUCGGGAACGACCGGAACGGGAACGACCGGAUCGGGAACGACCGGAACGGGAACCACUGGGACAGGGACGACCGGUACAACCGGGACGACUGGGGACGACUGGGACGACCGGCGUACGACGCAUUGAAAGAGAAGGCAAAGACAGGCAUGAAUUUCACUCUCCCCACUGGGGAAACGCUCACACUUCCUCCCCAGAAUCUCGAUGGCUCCAUGAUCGGUUCCGAAAAUUCGCCCAAGGAUUACACGAUCCCGUUGAUCAUCGGAUGCGUGGCUGGAGUCGUGAUCGUCCUCAUCAUCGUCUUCGUCAUUUUUGCCAUUGUGACCAAGAACAGGAAGAGGAGCCAGAAGAUUCGACCCCUCGGUAACAGCUUGAGUUCCGGACCCACGACUUAUAGGACACCUCAGUUUGAACAGAGCUUGGAAGGCUUUGCCGGCUCCUACGGUGUAUACCAGAAACGGGGUGACAUGGUGAACUCUCCCCGAUUCGGGACGAUGACGGAGGAGGAGGUCUACGUGGAAAGGAAGGUCGCCGAGCACAUGAAGACGGUGGACUGGAGGGCAACCGGGAAUCGACGCAACAGCCUCAGUUUCCGCCGUCCCUCCGUCGUCCCUUCUCCCAUGACUUAUCAUUCCCCAACUCCCACCAGCCCCAACAAGGAGCUCUAGUGAUGAGGAGACGAUGCGGCGGAAACGGCGACACACCUGUCUGCAUAUCAACAUAUAUCUUCGGGGUUCGGGGAUCUCUCUUUCUCUCACUUUGUUCUCCCUCUCUUCUUAUUCGGGUGCCUUCUGUUCUAUUUCUUUAUUUAUCGACCUUUCAUUUCCCGAAUAAAUUUUCUUGGGUUUUUGCUCCCCUGCAUACAAA